GAACUUUCUUGCCUCUUAUCCAAACAGACCAGUUCCAGUGUGCUCAUGGGAAGAAAUGCAUAGACAAGCAGCAGGUGUGCGACGGUACAGCUCACUGUCAGGACCACUCGGAUGAGCAGCAGUGCAUGAAGCGGACUGAUAACUGUGCUCAUCAGUGUGAUGACAAGAACCGCUGCCUGCCUGCUAGCUUUGUCUGUGAUGGAGAGAGGGACUGUAUGGAUGGCAGUGAUGAAGCCAACUGUGAUGGAGAUAAGCAAGAUGAGGAAGAGGAUGUCACGAUGCCAACAGCUGUUCCCUCUGAGCCGCUUCCCAUCAGAUGUCCUUUAGGCUCCAAACUCUGCAAGGACAAGUCUGACUGCGUUCACUACAACCACGUCUGUGAUGGAGAACCAGACUGCCGGGAUGGCUCUGAUGAGGAAGACUGCUUAUCAACAUGUGACAGUGACCAAUUCCAGUGUGCCCAUGGAAAGAAGUGCAUUGAGAAGAGUCAAGUGUGUGACGGAGUGCCUCAGUGUCAGGACCGGUCGGAUGAACUGGAAUGUGCCAAAUACAUGGAGGGCUGUGCACACCAGUGUGACGACGGGAGCCGCUGCAUCCCCAGCAGCUUCCUGUGCGAUGGGGAGCGGGACUGUGCUGACAGCAGUGACGAAGCCUCCUGUGCCGAAAAGGAGUGCAGCAGUUCAGAGUUUAGAUGUUCCAGUGGCCAGUGUGUGUCUGCCUCAAUGCACUGUGAUGGUCACCCGGACUGCUGGGAUGGCUCCGAUGAAGAGGGGUGUGUCAAAGCACCAGUUUGUACCACCAACCACCGCUGUCCCCAAAGCAAGGAGUGUCUACUGCAGGAGUGGAUCUGUGAUGGAGACCAGGACUGCAAAGAUGGCACGGAUGAGAAGGACUGUCCUGUGGCUCCAGCAGAUUGUGAGGCCUUCCAGUGGCAGUGUAGGUCUGGAUCGACUUGUAUUCCCACAACCUGGAGGUGUGAUGGCACAAAGGACUGUGACGACAAUAGUGAUGAGCUUGACUGUGGAAAACUAACAUGCCACCCCCAUGAG
Oryzias melastigma (Indian medaka) is the source of this 1049-nucleotide messenger RNA. Its product is annotated as low-density lipoprotein receptor. Gene Ontology annotation, molecular function: protein binding. Lineage: Eukaryota; Metazoa; Chordata; Actinopteri; Beloniformes; Adrianichthyidae. The annotation marks the transcript as partial. The record is from RefSeq and is a predicted model, not a curated record. The transcript is spliced from 6 exons.